This is a messenger RNA of Sciurus carolinensis (gray squirrel), 3909 nucleotides long. RefSeq names its product myoneurin (gene Mynn). Bases 646 to 2475 code for a protein of 609 amino acids. The record is from RefSeq and is a predicted model, not a curated record. The transcript has 8 exons. Gene Ontology annotation, biological process: regulation of transcription by RNA polymerase II. NCBI's taxonomy places the organism in Eukaryota, Metazoa, Chordata, Mammalia, Rodentia, Sciuridae. Gene Ontology annotation, molecular function: DNA-binding transcription factor activity, RNA polymerase II-specific; protein binding; RNA polymerase II cis-regulatory region sequence-specific DNA binding. Gene Ontology annotation, cellular component: nucleus.
GGCAUCCAGGAAACUGAGCUAUAGUAGGCUGGCGCAAACAAAACCCAGGGGGGUCCCAAGAGAUUUCGGGUACGUAAAAGGGAAAGGGGUGCUCGCCCUCAGCGUUAACAGCCCCCACGGCCGAGAGCCAGAGUACAUAAAGCAGCAGUUUCCACCGGCUGGGCCGAAGGGGAGGAUGACGGGAGAGGACAAGCAACUACAAGCCCCAGCAUGCAGCGCGCAGCGUGGCCCCUGGAGAGGCCGGCAGUGCGGGCUGCCAGGCCUCGGUCCAGACUCAGUGCCGGCGAAUACAGGGUGACUGUCGGUCAAGCAGAGAGCUCAUCAUGAGGAGGACGGGCGCGGCGCUGUGCACCAGCCUUUAGGUCUCGCAUCCUCAACGCCUGCUGUUUCGGGGACGCCUGGCAUGCUGGGGAGUCAGGGGUCUGCGGGCCAGCUUGUCGGCCUCGGACGGUGUCGGACCUCCAAGGCCCUAGAGCCUCUGGAGUUACCACGGGACGACAGAACCGGACGUGACGCCGCCGUAGAGGAAGAAGAGAGGCGGAGCGUGGCGCGGUGACGUCCUCCCAAGAUGGCGGAGAGAGAGUGAAGAAACUGUUCCCCCUGGGUGGCGGUCGAUCAAGGGUAAAAUUCCAUUCUGAUAUCAAAAUGCAGUAUUCACACCACUGUGAGCACCUUUUAGAGAGACUGAACAAACAACGGGAAGCAGGUUUUCUUUGUGACUGCACCAUAGUGAUUGGGGAAUUCCAGUUUAAAGCCCAUAGGAAUGUGCUUGCCUCCUUUAGUGAGUAUUUUGGUGCAAUCUACAGAAGCACUUCUGAAAACAAUGUUUUUCUUGAUCAGAGUCAGGUGAAGGCUGAUGGAUUUCAGAAACUGUUGGAGUUUAUAUACACAGGAACUUUAAAUCUUGACAGUUGGAAUGUUAAAGAAAUUCAUCAGGCUGCUGACUAUCUCAAAGUGGAAGAGGUAGUAACUAAAUGUAAAAUAAAGAUGGAAGAUUUUGCUUUUAUUGCUAAUCCCUCUUCUACGGAGAUAUCAAGUAUUACUGGAAACAUUGAAUUGAAUCAACAGACUUGUCUUCUUACUCUUCGAGAUUAUAACAAUCGGGAAAAAUCAGAAGUAUCUACAGAUUUAGUUCAGGCAAAUUCUAAACGAGGAGCUUUAGCAAAGAAAUCUUCUCAAACUAAAAAGAAGAAAAAAGCUUUCAACUCCCAGAAAACAGGGCAGAAUAAAACAGUGCAAUAUCCCAGUGACAUUUUAGAGAAUGCAUCUGUUGAAUUAUUCCUAGAUGCAAAUAAAUUGUCCACACCCGUAGUCGAACAAGUUACACAAAGAGACAAUUCAGAACUCGAGUUGACAUCGGUUGUGGAGAAUACCUUUCCUGCACAAGAUAUUGUGCAAACUGUUAGAGUGAAACGGAAGCGUGGAAAAUCACAGCCAAAUUGUGCUCUGAAAGAACACUCUAUGUCUAAUAUAGCCAGUGUCAAGAGUCCUUAUGAGCUGGAAAACUCUGGGGAAGAACUGGAUCAGAGGUAUUCCAAGGCCAAGCCAACGUGUAACACAUGUGGGAAAGUGUUUUCUGAAGCCAGCAGCUUGAGAAGGCACAUGAGAAUACAUAAAGGAGUGAAACCUUAUGUUUGCCACUUGUGUGGAAAAGCAUUUACCCAGUGUAAUCAACUGAAAACGCACGUAAGAACUCAUACAGGUGAGAGGCCAUACAAAUGUGAAUUAUGUGAUAAAGGAUUUGCUCAGAAAUGCCAGCUAGUCUUCCAUAGUCGCAUGCAUCAUGGUGAGGAAAAACCCUAUAAAUGUGAUGCAUGCAAUUUACAAUUUGCAACUUCUAGCAAUCUCAAGAUUCAUGCAAGGAAGCACAGUGGAGAGAAGCCAUAUGUUUGUGAUAGAUGUGGACAGAGAUUUGCCCAGGCCAGCACACUGACCUAUCAUGUCCGUAGGCAUACUGGAGAAAAGCCUUAUGUGUGUGACACCUGUGGAAAGGCAUUUGCUGUCUCUAGUUCUCUUAUCACUCAUUCUCGAAAACAUACAGGUGAAAAACCAUACAUAUGUGGUAUUUGUGGGAAAAGUUUUAUUUCCUCAGGAGAGCUCAACAAACACUUUCGAUCCCAUACAGGAGAAAGACCAUUUAUCUGUGAAUUAUGUGGAAAUUCUUACACAGAUAUUAAAAAUUUAAAGAAGCACAAAACAAAAGUCCACUCUGGUGCAGAUAAAACUCUGGAUUCCAACGUGGAGGAUCAUACUUUGAGUGAACAAGAUUCCAUACAGAAAAGUCCUCUGUCAGAAACUAUGGAUGUGAAGCCUUCUGAUAUGACUUUACCAUUAACUCUUCCCCUUGGGACUGAGGACCACCACAUGCUUCUGCCUGUCACAGAUAAUCAGUCUCCUACAUCAGAUACAUUGUUGAGGUCAACUGUGAAUGGGUAUUCAGAACCACAGUUGAUUUUUUUACAACAAUUAUACUGACUUUGUGAGGAAUGUGGAAUCGCUAAGAUGUCUGUGGUAGUAAGCAUAAACAUCUCUGGUAAGGUGCAUAUAUUCAUAUUAAAUUCUCAUUCAUUUGAAUUGUGACCAUUUUUUUUCGUUCACUGAAGUAAAAGCACCUGAUGCUGCAUCAUAACUGCAGUACUUGUUUUGAUUUGGGGCUUUUAUGUCUAGACUAUAUACACAGCUUUUUAAGGAAUGAAUUCUAUGGUAGCACUAUCUUGGGUGGGUGGAUUAGUUUUAUUCUUUUAAAUUAAAGCCUCCUUAAUUCCAUUUUUAUUUUGCAUUUUAGAAUUGCAUUUCAUUUAUUGCAGUAGAAUCUGUCAGUUUGUAGUGCUUCCAUUUGGUCUGUGGAAUUUUCUAAUCUUCCCAUGCCCCAUCCUGUUCAAAAUUUAAACAAAAUCCGUGCUAGUAUCAGUCCCAAAGUAAGUCCCAUAGAUCAAACCAUAAACUAUGGUGGAAAAAAUGUUCAUAUUUCCACCUAUGAAAAUUUAGUUACUGAAUAAGAGCUGUGUUGUUUUUAUAUUAAUAUGUUCCAUUAGAGGUAACUUCUUUAGUGAAACCAAAAGAACUGUUUGCUCUUAAGAUCUAGGAAACUAUAUAUAAAAAUUUUUGUCAUUUAGAACUCAAUAUUCUGGGUUCUAAACCAAUGGUCAGUUGAGUCAGGUUUUUGAUUUAUUUGAGACUAUAUUUUCAAAAUGAAUUUUAAACAUAUUUGGUGUUUUUAAUCUAGUCAAAAGACAGUUUUGAAAUUUGAUUCAGUUUAUAUUUUAUUGAGUUUUUGGAUUGGAAAUGAAUAUAUACUGAGUUUUGAAAAUUUUUGAUAAGCCUUCUCAUGCCUAUUAUAUACUUUUUAAAAUAUAUUCUAAAAAGAAUUUUCUGGAUAUAAAGAGUAUAAACUAGAAUCACUUGAUUUCUAAAUUUGAUACAUUAUAUUGCAUAAAGAUUAAGAAAUCUGCAUAGCAAACUUGAGGCCCUGGCUGUCCACAGCACAUCAUAAAAGAAAAAGAAGUUAAAAAAUCAACUUCAGUUAAAGUUAACAUUUUGGGCUAUCAAAAGGCCAGUUUAUCAAACAUUUUAUAUGAGCUUUGUGUUUUUAAAUUUUCUAAAUUAAACUACAACUUUGGGUUGUUGUCAUAGUUUCACAGUGGUCCUUUACCUUCCAAGAGAAUAUUGAAAAGUCAGUAUUUAUCCUCAUAUUUACUACCACUCUUCUCCAUCUCACUUUUCCCACAUAUUAAUUUCUUUCUCCCUUGAUCUUUGGACAUUAAAUUAUCAGUUUCACAAAGUCACUUCCCAUAAUGCCAAUUGAAUAGCGUAGUGACAUUAUUUCCCAUUUCUGCCAUGCAUUAGUUAUGGCUUACUUGUUUUCGAGUUUUAAACUACACCUGUAAUAAAGUUAAUGUGUUUAUUGGU